Molecule: messenger RNA, 1797 nt
Organism: Phialemonium atrogriseum
Lineage: Eukaryota; Fungi; Ascomycota; Sordariomycetes; Cephalothecales; Cephalothecaceae
Exons: 3
Coding region: 1-1797 (598 amino acids)
Source: RefSeq, a predicted model, not a curated record
AUGUCGGACGGUGUCCACUUCACCUACUUCCCUCCCUACGAGGAGAUGAACUUCGCGGCCAACUGCACACUCUGGGGCAACUGGCUGGCAACUCUCCUCCUCCCCAACCCCUGGGACAAGUCCGACUCCAUAGGGGGUUCCUAUGCCAGCGGCAUUCUCUUGUUCCUCGCGGCCCUCCCGCCCGGGGGCCUGGACGAGGUGGCGAACCUGACGGUGGGCGACUUAGCCGGCCUGAUCUCGGAAUGGUUCGCCUGGAACCUCUUCGACGACACGCAGACGGACCCCGACAACCCCUGGCCCCCCAUGUUCACCAAAGGCCUGCUGGAAACGCCCGCAGACGCGUGUCCGGCCGAGUACUGCAAGGCCAUAGGCUACAUGGGAAAUGCUGACUUGACGGGCAUUGGCGUUUACGUCUCGUACUACGUCGAAGCAGGCCUUGCAACCCUCUACCUCCUCGCCUUCACCAUAUGGCACAUAGGGCGACACGUCAGUGCGAAGAACAAGCGCAGCGGCCGCGGCGGCGGCGGGCAGGACGGACAGGCGAGGGACGACAACAACAACCCCGACGCCGGCCCGGCCGCCCCCAAGCGAAUGACGUUCCUCCGGCGCACGCUCGACUCCUUCCGCGGCUCCCUCGACGCGUUCCUGACCUCGGCCAUGCUCAUGAGCAUCGCCAUGCUCCUCGCCGCGCUGUACACGUCCAUCUCGCACGGCCGCGAGCGCGCCUCCGGCAGUGCCCAGCAGACCCUGCCCUUCUUCGGCAGCGCCGUCUACGACAUGGUGCUCUCGCUGCUGGCCGCCACCUUCUCCGUCUUCCCCGUCAUGCUGCUGUACGCGCUGAUGGGCCGGCGCGAGAAGAAGGAGAAGGACCCCAAGGCCGGAUCCGGCGAGCCGGCGGCGGCGACGGCGGUGCCCAAGUGGCUGUCCACGUCAUCGUCGACGUCGUCGGCGGACGCGCACCGCGUGUGGCUGCGGCGGGGCGUCAUGGCGGUGCUGUGGAUCCUCGCGGUGGCGGAGGUGUACCUGUCGCCGCGCGGGGAGCGCGACUACGACGACCGGCACAACCGCAACCAGGUGGCCAACCAGGACGUGUGCAACCAGCGCGGCGGCACGCGGUACUGGCACGCCAUGAAGGCGGCGCAGGUGCUCAUCAUCGGCGCGCCCGUGCUGUGGCUCGUGCUGACGGCCUUCGUCGUCACGGGGUUCGGGAUCCCGGGGUUGGCGGACCGCCCGUGGGUCCGCAGGUGGCGCUCCGUCUGGCGCCUCGGCAUCGCGUGGCUCAACCUGCUGCUCAUGUGGGGCCUGCUUGCGUACUUCACGGUGCUCAGGCACAACAUCAUUGAGACCUCGGGCGGCCUCGACGAUGAGAACAAGUGGGGGUUCGGCCAGCUCCUCGCCCUGGCCACGUGGGUGCCCGUCCUGGCCGAGUUUCUCUACAUCUUCAUCUGGGGUCUCGAGGAGAGUCUGGACACGCACAUGCCGGCCGGCUUCUCGGUCACGCGAGACUUCGACCCGGGCCUCUUCCAUGUCGCCACCCUCGGCCUCGACCCCUUCAACCAGGCGGGUCAGGGUCAGGAGGAGCCGCUCAUGGGCGAGGCCAAGCCGCCUGGGGCCCAGUCGACCGUGGUGGAGAUGGUGCCCCUCCACACCGGGUACCAGGGCGGGCAGAUGGCGCAGAGCGUGCAGGUUGUUGGCGGGGCACAGCAGGCUGGGACGCACGUCUAUUAUGAUAAUCCCCCGCCUGGGCAGUCGCAGGGGCAGUCUCCGUGGCAUCAGUGGAAUAAUACGGGCUGGUGA